AUGUUGAAAAAGUCAUUCAAAAUAAGAGCAAGAACCGGAGGAAUCAGGCGAAAAAUAUCAAAAGAACAUGCUAGAAUUAUGUCUUCUAAUUCUACCAAUACACGACAAAAAGAUUUAGGCGAAGUAAGUUGUGACAAUAAAAAAGAAGGUUCCGUAGGUCAAGUAGGAUCUGAAAAUAAACAGGAUACGACAUUCUCGUGUUUACAAAAAAAUAUUGUGAAUGAGAAUACUCAACAAAAUCGUGUUCAUUCUAGUCCACUUUAUUUUUCUGAAAAUGAUAGACCUCAGAGCUCCGAAGAAAGUGAAGAUGACAGUGAUAUUGAUAAAUAUGUAAAAUGUUCUUCAUUUCGUGAAAAUAUAAGAAGAUGGGCAAUCGAAAAGAAUAUUAAUCAGACAGCGUUAAAAGAUCUCGCGAAAAUUAUGAAUGGAUUAAUUCCGAAAAUAUUACCUAUGGAUCCAAGGACCAUUGUAAAAACACCUAUAAUUGCCAAUAUAAAAAAAAUUGAAGGAGGCGAAUAUUGGCAUAAUGGAAUCACUCACAAUUUAAUAUUGCUGUUGGAAAACUGGACAGAUGUACCUGAUAGCAUAUCUUUAAAUUUAAAUUUUGACGGUUUGCCAAUUUUUAAAAGCUCGAAGAAUGAAUUUUGGCCAAUACUGUGCAACAUUUCUGAAAAUACUAACAUUAAACCUUUAGUAAUUGGGAUAUAUUAUGGAAUUGGAAAACCUAAAAAUUUAACAACUUAUUUAGAAGAUUUUAUCGCUGAAGUUAAUCAUUUAUUAGAUGAGGGAAUCACACUAUCGCAAAAUUGUGAAAAGAAAAUUACAAUAAAGAUCAGAUGUUUUGUUUGUGACUCACCUGCUAGAGCUUUCAUAAAAGGUGUUUGUAACUUCAAUGGAAAACACGGCUGCAUGAAGUGUGUUACUGUUGGUGAAUAUUCUCACAAUUCACACACAGUUACUUUUCCGGAUACAAUUUGUUCCGAGAGAACAAAUGAUGGUUUCCGAAAUAAGCUUUAUGGGGCGCAUCAUAAGAAUGAUUCUCCAUUGCUAAAUCUUCCAAUAGAUAUGGUUAAGGAUUUUCCAGUAGGUGAUUCAUUGCAUUUAAUUGAUCUAGGAAUUAUGAAGAGGCUACUAGUUGGAUGGCGUGAUGGUAAUUUCGUGCGAGGUCUGGAGCAUCUGGCGUUUUGGAAAGGAUCUGAAUAUAGAACUUUUUUGUUCUAUCUCAGUAUUAUUAUACUGCCAGAUGUACUUACAAGCGACGUAUGUGCACACUUUCUGAAGUUGUACUGUGGUGUUACAAUUUGUUCAACUGAACGUCUUCUGUAUUUGCUGCCAUUAGCUAAAGAAAUACUAGAGGAUUUUGUCAAGCAUUACAAAGACUUUUAUGGAGCGGACUACGUUACAAGUAACGUUCACAAUUUAAUACACAUCACUGCAGAGGUUGAACGAUUUGGACCGUUACACUCUUUCAGUGCUUAUCCAUUUGAGAAUGAGCUAUACAGUAUCAAACGAUUACUAAGAAAUGGAAAAAAUCCGCUAUCACAAAUAGCAAACAGAAUAAUUGAAGCCACGACAGAGUUUAGUAUUCUAAAUCCUGAGUUGAGUGAAAAACUGGAUUAUCCGUUUCUAAAGGCAAAUAAGAAUGAUCGUAGAGUACUUCAUUUAAAACAAUAUGCAGUUUCCUCAAAAACAAAAGACAGAUAUGUAUUGACAACAGUUAACGACAUAGUCGAAAUAAAUAAUAUAGUUGAAGGACCUACUGGAAUUCGUAUAAAAGGCAUAAAAAUGAGUAAUAAAGAUGAUGUAUUUACGUAUCCCAUAAAAUCUUCACAUUUACACAUUUACAAAGUAAAAAAUUAUGGUAGUAAUUCUGAUAUUGUCCUUGAUCCUAAAGAUCUACUAUGUAAAUUAGUAUGUUUGCAUCAUCGUGAAUACUUAUACUUCAUACCAUUAUUGCAUACGUACCAAUAAAAAACUUUAUCAUAAUUACUUAAGUUUUCUAUUUUAAAUUAUUUAAAUAACAAAUAUUUUACAGUUAUCGUCACCUUCUAAGUACGAAAAAGUAGGUGGACCUAUCA
Messenger RNA from Diatraea saccharalis (sugarcane borer), 2078 nucleotides. The record is from the annotation of a GenBank genome assembly. NCBI's taxonomy places the organism in Eukaryota, Metazoa, Arthropoda, Insecta, Lepidoptera, Crambidae.